AUGACUAGCCCCGAUCAUAAGUAUCCCACAGACAGCGGAGCACUCUGGGCCUACAUCAGGGCACCCGAUUUCAUGCCGGAGGACCCGGAGGCGUUCCUCGUACUUCUGGAAUCGCGAUUUAACGAAGCCCGUAUCACCGAGCAACUUCCACGUUACCAUAAGCUGUUGUCCGUGAUACCGCGUGAUAUGCUGAGCAAAUUCAGGGAUAUAUAUAUGAAUACCCCCUCACACAACGCAAACGAUGUGCUCAAAGAAGCAUUCCUCCGUCGUCUGGCCAUUUCUGAUGAGAAGCGUAUCCAGCUUCUGCUAUCUUGGAUACAACUUGGAGACUUCAAGCCAUCCCAGUUACUACAACAGAUGCGUGCGUUGGUAGGCAACACAACGUUAUACGAAACCUUCAAAAUCAUGAAGGGAAUAUCGGGAAUAGAAGCGGACAGUCUGUUUACAUUAGCUCCUCAACACGGCACUAGGGGUCAUGAGCUCAAGCUAAUGAAGCAGAGG
Echinostoma caproni is the source of this 501-nucleotide messenger RNA. The record is from the annotation of a GenBank genome assembly. NCBI's taxonomy places the organism in Eukaryota, Metazoa, Platyhelminthes, Trematoda, Plagiorchiida, Echinostomatidae.